UACUUCUCUCGGCUCUCCCUCUAGUCUCUCUCUUGAGUCUCUGACAUACUACAAAACCACACAAAUUCAGACAGAGAGCGCAAACGUCAAAUGCCCAAACGAAUUCCUCAUUUACCUACGACGAUAUUCAGCUCCGUCUCAUUCUCACCCCCCUCUUGUUAAUGGAGGAUUUCAUUUCCCAGCAUCAUCCCGUGAGCUCACUCUCUCCUUCUGAGCUCCUUCUUCGCAGCUCAACUGCAGAUGGCCGUUCAAUUCAUGGUCCUCACAACUCAAUGACCUCCAAUUUCGACGCUACCGACCAUUCAUCAGCUGGAUCGAUCUCCGCCAGAUACAAGCUCAUGUCGCCGGCGAAGCUCCCGAUUUCUCGGUCCCCUUGCCUCAUGAUCCCACCUGGUCUUAGUCCGAGUUCGUUUCUUGAAUCCCCUGUUUUGCUCUCCAAUAUCAAGGUAGAGCCUUCUCCAACUACAGGUUCUUUUUUCAAUCCUCAAUUCAUGCAUUUCUCCAGUGGUGCCUCUGGUUUAUCAUUAGUUUCAAAUACCUCAGACUGCAAUCCUGUCAGUGAAAGAGAAGUCAGCCAUUUUCGGUUUAUGCCCCCUGCUCAGAGUAAUCAACAUAUCGGAUUAUCAUCUGCUUCUCCUUUGUUACCCACAGAAGUAAACCACCAGGAAAGUGAAGUACGUGGACAAGAUCAAGCGCAUCCUCAGUCUCAGUCUCAGUCAUCUGCACAACUUUCCUCCAUCAAAACUGAGAUGGAAGCCUUGCAUAGAGAUCCUGUUCCAAUAUUUGCUGAAAGAUCCAGUGUAUCUGCUGCUGUUGAUUCUGAUGAACUGAACCAGGGAAUGGUAACAAAUCCUGGAGGCCAGUUGUCGCAAUCCGAUCAAAAUGAUGCUGGAAUUUCCGUUGCUGAUAAAUCAUCUGAUGAUGGAUAUAACUGGCGUAAAUAUGGCCAGAAACUCGUGAAAGGAUGUGAGUUUCCAAGAAGCUACUAUAAAUGUACACAUCCAAAUUGUGAGGUCAAGAAGAUCUUUGAAAGAACUCCUGAAGGACAGAUAAAAGAGAUCGUAUACAAGGGUACCCAUGAUCACCCUAAACCUCCCCCAACUCGUAGAUUUGGUUCUGGUUCCAUUGUUUCCAUGCCAGACAAAAAUGAAACUAGUUUGUCUUCAACCAUACGAGAAGCCGAGUCAAACGGUAAUCCUGAGCUAUCGCCAGAUGGAGCAAAUGAUUACAGUCUGGAGGGUGUCCAAUAUAACAACGAUGAAUUUGAUGAUGAUGAUCCAUUUUCUAAGCGAAGAAAGAUGGAAGUUGGCAGUUUUGACGUCACACCAGUGGUUAAGCCUAUACGUGAACCACGAGUUGUUGUGCAAACUAUAAGCGAGGUUGACAUACUGGAUGAUGGGUAUCGAUGGCGUAAAUAUGGGCAGAAAGUAGUAAGAGGCAAUCCUAAUCCAAGGAGUUAUUACAAGUGCACAAAUGCAGGGUGCCCUGUGAGAAAACAUGUAGAGAGGGCAUCCCAUGACCCUAAAGCAGUUAUAACUACAUAUGAAGGGAAACACAACCAUGAUGUUCCCACUGCAAAGAACAGUAGUCGUGAUUCCACAGGAUUUAUGUCUUCCAAUAUUGUACCUAGAAUAAGGUCCGAGGAAAACGAUGCAGUCAGCUUAGGUCUUGGGGUUGGGAUUAGAACAGAAGAUAGGUCACACGAACAACAACAUGCACUUACUCAUGUUGAAUCUUACAGAACCCAACAACCCAACAACCGCCAAUCAAAUUUUGAUUUAGUACAAAUAACCCCUGUCCCAGCUUACUAUGAUGUGGUAAACAAUGGAGGCCAGUAUGGAUCUAGACAAAACAUUCAGAAUACUCCACAAGUGAUCAAUGGAUCUAGUUCGUAUCCUCAGAGCUUAGAAAGAAUUAUUUCGGGCCCUUAAUUAUCGAAAAUCUGUACAAAAAUGUUGUAAUACAGGAGAGAGUAAAAUGUAAUUCAGUUAAUGCUUGUGAUUUCUUGAAUAAUAUGUGUUACUAAUGGAAAUAGUUAUGAAACACAACCCAACUGUAUGACACAAAAAAGAAAAGACUCUUUUAGUGUUAUGGAACAGAUUCCUUAUAUUCAAGUCAA
Molecule: messenger RNA, 2119 nt
Organism: Impatiens glandulifera
Lineage: Eukaryota; Viridiplantae; Streptophyta; Magnoliopsida; Ericales; Balsaminaceae
Product: probable WRKY transcription factor 20
Exons: 6
Coding region: 162-1931 (589 amino acids)
Biological process (GO): regulation of DNA-templated transcription
Molecular function (GO): sequence-specific DNA binding; DNA-binding transcription factor activity
Source: RefSeq, a predicted model, not a curated record